Molecule: messenger RNA, 1392 nt
Organism: Dioscorea cayenensis subsp. rotundata (Guinea yam)
Lineage: Eukaryota; Viridiplantae; Streptophyta; Magnoliopsida; Dioscoreales; Dioscoreaceae
Product: 26S proteasome regulatory subunit S10B homolog B
Exons: 10
Coding region: 41-1237 (398 amino acids)
Biological process (GO): positive regulation of RNA polymerase II transcription preinitiation complex assembly
Cellular component (GO): proteasome regulatory particle, base subcomplex; cytosolic proteasome complex
Molecular function (GO): ATP hydrolysis activity; ATP binding; proteasome-activating activity
Source: RefSeq, a predicted model, not a curated record
UGUUCAAGUUCGAGUUGAAUUGGUGAUUGCUGAGGCGGAGAUGAGCAACGACGACGCGAAUGCCCGGCGGGCAACCGCCGUCACCGAGUAUCGGAAGAAGCUCCUACACUAUAGGGAGCUCGAAUCCAGAGUCCGCACUGUGAGGGAGAGCUUGAGAAAUUCAAAGAAAGAGUUUGCUAAGACGGAAGAUGAUUUGAAAUCCCUCCAAAGUGUUGGACAGAUCAUAGGAGAGGUUCUUCGGCCUCUUGACAAUGAGCGUUUGAUUGUUAAAGCUAGCAGUGGCCCUAGAUAUGUUGUUGGUUGUCGAAGUAAGGUUGAUAAAGAAAAGCUGACAGCUGGAACUCGUGUGGUGCUUGAUAUGACCACCCUGACUAUCAUGCGGGCUCUUCCACGUGAGGUUGAUCCUGUUGUGUAUAACAUGCUUCAUGAAGACCCUGGCAAUGUUAGCUACUCUGCCGUAGGCGGAUUAUCUGAUCAGAUUCGAGAACUUAGGGAAUCUAUUGAGCUGCCACUAAUGAACCCUGAACUUUUCAUUAGAGUGGGGAUUAAGCCUCCCAAGGGUGUUCUUCUCUAUGGUCCUCCAGGCACUGGAAAGACAUUGCUAGCCAGAGCUAUUGCUAGUAAUAUAGAUGCCAACUUUCUUAAGGUUGUUUCAAGUGCUAUUAUUGACAAAUAUAUUGGUGAAAGUGCUCGGUUGAUAAGGGAGAUGUUUGGAUAUGCUCGUGAUCAUCAACCAUGCAUCAUAUUCAUGGAUGAAAUCGAUGCCAUUGGUGGGCGCCGUUUCAGUGAAGGAACCAGUGCUGAUCGUGAGAUCCAACGUACACUAAUGGAGCUGCUCAAUCAGCUGGACGGAUUUGAUCAGCUUGGCAAGGUUAAAAUGAUCAUGGCAACAAAUCGUCCUGAUGUUCUGGAUCCUGCACUUCUCCGGCCAGGCCGAUUAGACAGGAAAAUAGAGAUCCCACUGCCAAAUGAGCAAUCAAGAAUGGAGAUUCUGAAAAUUCAUGCUGCUGGAAUUGCCAAGCAUGGUGAGAUUGACUACGAAGCUGUUGUUAAGCUUGCUGAAGGUUUCAAUGGAGCUGAUCUUCGGAAUGUCUGCACCGAAGCUGGCAUGUCUGCAAUUCGAGCGGAGCGUGAUUUUGUCAUCCAAGAGGAUUUUAUGAAGGCCGUGAGGAAACUAAAUGAAGCAAAGAAGCUUGAGUCAACCGCUCAUUAUAAUGCUGAUUUCGGAAAGGACUAGAUAGAUUGAUAGAUGCUUAUUAACAAUCCUAUUGUGAGCCAAAGACCUAUAAAAGGGUUUAAAAUGUUUCUCAUACAGUGCACGCUACUUCUCUAAACUGUUUGUUUUCAGUUAUUUCGAGUUAUUGUUUAACAUCAUGUUUCUUUUCCAAAGUA